CGGGACCUGGGCCGCGCGGGAGCUGGUGGUCUCCAUGGCAACCAGCGGGAACCUCGCUAGGCCCGCCUGCCGCCCACACCUCCGUGGUGCCCGCUCCCCGCCCGCGCCACGACCGGGGUCUCGGUCCCAGCCUGGCUCGUGCUCCCGCCAGAAGCUGCCCGCGCCCGCCUCCCGCCGCCGCCUCGACCUGACCUGACCGGGAAGCAGUUCCGGCGGGCUGCCGCCGCCGUGACUCAUCGGCCAGCCCGCAUCCCGGCCAUCGGGCCAUCUUGGUGGCGGCCGGCCCGGGCAGACGGAGCCGCGGAGGAAGCCGCGGAGACCCAGGGCCCUGCAGCCCACUGUGGCCUUGUGAGCGCGGCGACUCAGGAGCGACAUCCGGAGCUCGGGAUCCGCGAGGGCCUGCACCCCCUGCCUGGCCCGGGGCUGUGCGCAUCUCUGGGUCCGUCUGCCCUGCCCCUCUUGUUGGGUCUUCUCGGCCACGCUUGAGUCUUGAACCCCCACCCUUAACCCGAUUGCUCUCUGGGUCUACCCAAUUUUAGCAUCACAGGUGCUCAGGUUCUGGGUUACCCAAACCCAACCCCAACCCCCCCCCCGUCACCACCACCUUCUCCACUUUUGUCAAUCUCAGCCUUUCACUGACCUCUGGCCAACAUGGUCCAACCCCAGACCUCAAAAGCUGAAACCCCAGCCUCUGCAGCUUCUCCUAGUGCCCCCAUGGACGACGUCAUCGACACCCUGACCUCGCUGCGCCUCACCAACUCCGCGCUCAGGCGCGAGGCCUCGACCCUUCGCGCAGAGAAGGCCAACCUCACCAACAUGCUGGAGAGCGUGAUGGCGGAGCUGACCCUGUUGCGCACCCGGGCUCGGAUUCCCGGGGCGCUGCAGAUCACCCCACCAAUCUCGGCCAUUACCUCCAAUGGGACCCGACCGAUGACCACACCUCCGACCUCUCUGCCCGAGCCCUUUUCCGGAGACCCCGGCCAGCUGGCGGGCUUCUUGAUGCAGAUGGACAGAUUCAUGAUCUUCCAGGCCUCCCGCUUCCCCGGGGAGGCCGAACGAGUGGCGUUCCUCGUGUCCCGGCUCACCGGGGAGGCGGAGAAGUGGGCGAUCCCCCACAUGCAACCGGACAGCCCCUUACGAAACAACUAUCAGGGAUUCCUGGCCGAGUUGCGGAGAACCUACAAGUCUCCGCUGCGGCAUGCCCGGCGCGCGCAGAUCAGAAAAACUUCGGCCUCCAAUCGAGCCAUGCGGGAACGGCAGACCCUCUGCCGCCAGCUGGCCGCCACCGGCACAGCGCCCUGCCCGGUGCACCCAGCCUCCAGUGGGACCAGUCCAGCCCCGGCCCUGCCCACCCGAGCUCGGAACCUUUAGGAAUCGGCCAUCAUCCUGGUCGCAUCUGCAGCCAUCCAGGUAGCAUACCCCUUUGCUGCGUAGAAGAAAUGUCCAUACCACAGCAUCACUUUGUUUGAAGACGUCCCUUCCUGCCUCUGUAGACCUGCUCCAUGAGGACAUCUCCUGUCAUCACUCUGGGGCGCCCUGUGACCCACCUUGCUUCCUGGCAUCACGUACUCGCUUGGGACCUCCACUGCAUGUUUCCUUUCUCUUGCUUGCAAUUCCAGCUCUUCUAGUGGCCUCAGCUCUGCCGCUUGGUUAGUCUCACUCACAAUACACUUGGGACCAUUUGGGCUGACGUUUUCCCCAGCCUGACCAGGUUCACGGAUGCAGCUCCCCCACCCUCUGCAGGCCCUGGGGCAGUUCCCCACCUGAUCGCCCUGUUCUCGGUGAUGAGCUUGCUGGUGCCAAAAAGAAGCCUCUUUGGCCAGGCAGGUGGCUUGACCUGGAGAGGGGAGUCUGGCGUGCUGCCAGCCUCUCCAGGGCCCAGUGUAGCAGGUCGGGGCCUCAUCUCUGCUGUCAGUGUCCGAGUGAUCACGGCCGGGAGUGAGUUUCCAGGGUUCUCAGGGGGCCAGCUUCACUCUGCACAGGGGUAGGCAGUCACUGUGCCCCAUUGCUGCCCCUGGGAAGAUGGACAGUGCAGCCUUGGGAGCGGCUCCAGAGGCCGCACCCACCCCCCAUCAGUGCCUGGCUUUAGCUGCCAGUGUUUUGAUAGCACCAGGGUUGCGGGGAAUCUGGAACUUGCCUGCUCAGAAGGUCAUUGUGACUGGAAUGGCUGGGCAGUUCCACAUACGUGUCCAUCUGUGCCUGAGGCCCCCUGGCAGGCUGAGGGAUGGACUCGAGAGGCUCACUCUGCUGCCCUGGUGCCCCGUGGGAGUCAGUGGUGGUGUGCAGCCCCCUCUUCUCUCUGCCCCCCGCACGUGGAGGCGGGCCUGUCUGGCUUGAGACCAGUUCCCUUCUCCACGCAGGGGCAUGUGGCCUUCACCUCAGCUCCUGGAGCCACACACAUGGUCUCUAGGUCUCCAAAGCCUCUGUAGCAUGCCCUCCCCAGGCCUGGGCUGUCCAUCAGACAUCUAGCCUCUGUCCCAGAAAACCUGGACUCAGGGCUGGGAGCCCCAGCUCCCCUGGACCCGUCACGGAGCCCUUAAGGCGAGGGGGUGUCUGCCUGUCUGACCGCAGCCGGGGCGGUGCUGGCAUUUGCAAAGGAAAAGAGCAGUGGGCUGCCCAGGUCCGAAGGUGGCGACAGCACCGGGCUGGCGCUCGGGUCCUGAGUCCGAGAGACAGAGCCGUGCCUCCGAGUGGUGGGCGGCCUUGUGCUUUCUCCCCGGGACGCCCAGAGUCACUUUCUAGACGAGGCUUGGCCAGGCCCUUUGACCUGGGUUGCUCCUGCCUUAUUCGAUACCAAUGACGCCCUGCCCCCAGGCUGUGGGGAAAUGGGCCAUCCUUCCCUGGGUUUAUUGGUCCCGGCCUGACUGCAGGAGGAUAACCUCUGUGCUCCCCCCUACAAGCCUGCAUCUUGGGACCUCCAGAGGUUGUCUCCUAGGGACCCAUGCCCUUCUGAACAAUUUGAUGAUGCUGGGGAGAGUGACUGUGUUCUUAAAAGUCCACUGCCUGCAAAGUCAAGGUGGUUCCAUGGCUGCUGGAGUUCACGGACCACUGCCACCCCCUCAUCGUAAACUCUGUCAGCCCAAUUGCCCUGCUGAACCACUGCCUGAACAUAGGCUUCAGACCCCCCUAGAUUCCGGCCAGACUGUUCAGGCGGGACCAUGGUGCUCAUUAAGCAUGAAGUGGGGGAGACACAGGGGGACCACUCUUCAGGGGGACAUGGGCUCUCCGGUGGGGGGUGCACAGACCCUUGCACUUCCUGCUCUCUUUUGCCUGCCUGCCAAGUAGAGGUGCCCACAGCUGAAGGGGUAUGGUGGCACCCACAGGAGAGGGGGCCUGCAGGGCUAGCUGGCACCUUGAAGGUUUCCACAUGGCCUGGCCCAGCCAAGGCAGGAGACCCAGCCCGAGAGCAGGGCAGGAACUGCUUGCCAACCUUGGGGUCUUCCCAGGUGGCAUUCAGAAGUUCUACCGCAUUCGCAUCUGCGCCUUGUUUCAGCCGCUGCACCUCGCUAGGCUGAGGCCUGCCCUCUGCAUGUGGGUCCUUGUGCCCAGCCCUGGCUGCUGCCUCAGCUUCGCUUGGCUUGGUGGUGUGGCAAGCCGUUGGUGCUCACGGUUACAGGUUGGGGACUGGUGCUGUUGGACGUCCGUGGCCUUCUUGAUUGCCUCCUGCAACCUCGGAAACCGGAGUGGAUGUGAGGCUUGGGGUUGGAUUUGGAAGAAGCCCCACGGUGGGAGCCCCAGGUGGCUCUAGUGGAAGACACCCUCGUCCCCAGCUGGAGAGGACACCCACGCUCCAUGCAGCCCAGAGCAAGAACACAUGGCUGAGAGGCUCAAGUUGAAGGCAGUGGCGGAGGAGAGCUGCUCUGUACAUAUUUGGGGGUUAUGAUUUCUCUAAAUUUAAGAGAACAGAUGUUGCUUUAUAAAAGGGCCAGGCAGUUAGUAGUGUUAACUGCAUGUGAAGGAAAGGUUUAUGUUUUCACGGUGUCCACGGUACUCAGACUGCCUGUGACUGUUCCUUGGUCUCCACGUUGCCCCAUCUGGUAAGAAAGAUUCAUAGUAUAGCAGGCACCAUUUGAGAUCAGAGUUCGCAGGGGCGACCUCUGGCCUGCUGUAUUGUGCGACCUUGGGAUUAACUUAAUGUCCCAGAGCAUUUCGGUGACUUCUGGGAAAAAACCAAGACCCGUGUCCCUGGUCCCAGGUGAGUAUGUAAUGAGUCGUGACACAGAGCCCAAAAGUGCCGUGUGAAAUGCAGGUAAGACUUUGCUGAUGCGCAAGCUGCUGUUGUCAAGAGGGACAGAACCACAUGCUGGACCACGAUUCUGGCCUUGAGGAGAAUGAACAGAUGUGGGGAGAGCUGGGUAGGUGCUUAGAUUACUUUAAGGGAGCAGCCCUGUGAGUGUGUAAGAGCACACACACCCCAACCAGCUUCCAGGGCUGGGGUUUGGGCGGGAAGAGGGAGAGAACUUAGCAGAGGUUCUGUCCAUCUUGCAGCCGGAGUGGGAAGCCUGGAUCUCCUCUACCUGAGAAGCCUUAGGUCAGGGGCUUAGAGAUGAAGACACAGCUGGACUUGAGAAGGCACGAAAGCUUGGCCGUGUGGGGAGAGGGCUGGGGUUUAGGAAAAUCCCAUCACCCACCGCGGGUGGACAGAGCCAAUGACUCUGGUGUAGUUGUGGGGUCCCCGUGUUGAGUGUGGCGGGCACAGCACAGAUGCAGUAGAUGAGGCGGGGGCUACUGCUAGCCCCUUGCUGCAGCACCACUGACUCCUUCUCGUAAGUAACCACGUACUAGUUCGUAUCAUUAUCAAAGUCAACCUACACAUUAUAGAAAUUUUGGAAAAUGGAGUAGAAAGAUGUACAAUUUUAACAUUUUGGUGUCUCUCCUUGCAAUCUCCCCUCACCCCAGUCAUGGUUCCUCCGCUUCUUUAGCACUGGGACGCUACCUUCUGUAACACGGUCCUGUGUAGCUGUUCUCACUUAUGUCACGGGCAACUUUCUCAUCAUUUUGAAAUGGCUGCGUACUCCACCAUCAGGCAGUGCCAGUGGUUGAUCACCAACGCUCUUACUAAUUUUUCACCAUUGGAAGUCGACGACUAUCUUUGUGCGUAAAGCUUUCCCCGAUUCAAGUUAUUUCCUUAGGAUAGAUCCUCAGAGGUGGGAUGAUGGAAUUAAAGAAUAUGAGAACCUUCGAGGCUCUGAUUACUUAUUGACAAACAGUUUCCAGAAAUGUUUGUGUCCAUUUACACGGCCACCAGCAAGGAUAAAUGUGCCCAUCUACCAUCUUGCCAGCACUGAGUGUUCUCACCUGGUUAAAUAUUUGCUAAUCUGGUCAUGGAAAAAUAGCAUUGUAUUUUAGUUUGCAUUUCUUUUUUUUUUAAUUUCUGGCAAACUAGAACAUCUUUCACGUUAAGCAGUUGUAUUUCUUUUGUGCGUUGUCGUGUCCUCCGCUCUUACCUACUGGCAUUUGAUACGUUUGUAUGAGCUCGUUGCAUAUUAAAGAUAUUAACCUGU
Messenger RNA from Bubalus bubalis (water buffalo), 5504 nucleotides. RefSeq names its product retrotransposon Gag like 6 (gene RTL6). Bases 652 to 1371 code for a protein of 239 amino acids. The transcript has 2 exons. The record is from RefSeq and is a predicted model, not a curated record. NCBI's taxonomy places the organism in Eukaryota, Metazoa, Chordata, Mammalia, Artiodactyla, Bovidae.